CUCGGCGAUCGCGUUGCAAGGGCCAGAAGUGUGUUUCGCUGAAUUAGAAUUUAGAAAAACGGAGGGAGUCGGUGACUGAGUAAGAAAGAGACAGGAAUAGAGAGGGAGAGAGAGAGAGGGAGAGGGUGAGUGUUUGCGCGUGCGUGUGUUUGAAGGUCGAAGAUGCUCCGCAAAUGUGGAGGGAGAUCGGAGACAGAGAAACGGGCAAAAUUCGCCCAAAUUUGUUCGCGAAUCGUAUUAAGUGGAAUCGAACCGAGAGGCUCCAAUUGUCCAAUCACAAAGACAUUGUUUCACCUCACAAAGGCUCCAUAAAUUCACUUCAGGUUGAUUUGACAGAGGGUAGGUAUUUGUUAUCGGGAGCGUCGGAUGCAUCGGCAGCAAUUUUUGAUAUUCAGCGUGCAACGGAGUACGAAGGAGGUGGUGUAAUUGCGAAGCACAAGUGCAUUUUCUCAGUUGACAAACAGCAUGAGGGUGGUCAUAGAUAUUCCAUAUCUUCCGCCAUUUGGUAUCCUAUUGACACGGGACUAUUUAUCACCGGUUCAUAUGACCAUCACAUUAACGUUUGGGAUACAAAUACCACGCAGGUAGUGGUGAACUUCAAAAUGCCAGGAAAGGUUUAUAGGACUGCCAUGUCGUCUUUAGCAACAUCUCACAUGCUAAUUGCAGCUGGAACUGAAGAUGUUCAAGUUCGCCUGUGUGAUAUUGCUUCUGGGGCAUUUGCUCACACACUCUCUGGUCACCGUGAUGGUGUAAUGACUGUAGAAUGGUCUACUUCAAGUGAGUGGGUUUUGGUUACAGGGGGAUGUGAUGGUGCAAUAAGAUUUUGGGACAUCAGACGUGCUGGAUGUUUUCUUGUUUUAGAUCAGUCCCUAUCUCAGCUUGGGAGGCGCCCACCUAUCCUGGAACGGUCUGCCACUACUAAGGUUUCUACAACAAAGUCCUUGUUAACAAGCCCAAGUUCAUUGACAAAAGCACGAGCAUCACAAAAGAAGCUUGCUAAUGGAAGUGGUAUGAAACAGUCAUCUAUUUGUAAAUUUCCAGCAAAGGGACCUAUGAGGCAGAGAUUACAUCCAGGGAUGUUGUCUAGUCAGGAUCGCGCCACUGCCCAUUAUGGUGCAGUCACUGGGUUAAAAGUUACUGAAGACGGCAUGUAUCUUCUGAGUGCAGGUUCUGAUUCAAGAUUGAGGCUGUGGGAUGUUGCAUCUGGUUGCAAUACUCUGGUGAACUUUGAAACUGUGCGCCUGCAGAGCAGCAAGCCAAUACAGUUAGCUACAACUCAGAGUUCAGACCUCAUUUUUGUUCCAUGCAUGACCACUGUGAAGGCAUUUGAUGUGUGGUCAGGUAAGACAUCCCUGACAUUUCGUGGCCACUAUGAAUGUGUGAACUGCUGCUGGUUUAAUUUCCAGGAUCAGGAAUUAUACACUGGUGGGAAUGAUAGACAAAUUCUCGUUUGGUCACCAUCGCAAUUGAUUUUUGAUGAAGUGGAUGGACCUGCACAUGAUCAGGACAAUUGGAGCGACUGAUACUGUUGAAGUUCAACUCGAAGUUUAUUGGAGCAAAUAACAUGAGCAUUGAACUAAGCGUCUCAACUGCAAGAAUGCCCUUGCUUUUGGAGGUUAAAAAUUUUAGAUUGUUGCUUUAGAUUAUCUGUCAGAAAAUUAAGCUAGUUGUACUGCAAAAUCUUAUAGAUUUGCAAUAAUCAUAAUUUUCCUUCCGGUUUGUUAUUACA
Messenger RNA from Ziziphus jujuba (common jujube), 1729 nucleotides. RefSeq names its product WD repeat-containing protein ATCSA-1. The coding region runs from base 174 to 1523 and encodes 449 amino acids. NCBI's taxonomy places the organism in Eukaryota, Viridiplantae, Streptophyta, Magnoliopsida, Rosales, Rhamnaceae. Gene Ontology annotation, molecular function: protein binding. Gene Ontology annotation, biological process: protein polyubiquitination; transcription-coupled nucleotide-excision repair; proteasome-mediated ubiquitin-dependent protein catabolic process. Gene Ontology annotation, cellular component: nucleotide-excision repair complex; Cul4A-RING E3 ubiquitin ligase complex. The record is from RefSeq and is a predicted model, not a curated record. The transcript has 9 exons.